Messenger RNA from Triticum turgidum subsp. durum (durum wheat), 1488 nucleotides. NCBI's taxonomy places the organism in Eukaryota, Viridiplantae, Streptophyta, Magnoliopsida, Poales, Poaceae. The record is from the annotation of a GenBank genome assembly.
AUGGUGGAGCUGCUCCCUGUUGGUUUCAUGGACUGGCUGGCGCUGGCUGUGGCUGUGGCGUUAUACUACUUUCUUGUCGAGCAGCUGUCAUACCGCCGCAAGAAGGGGGCCCUGCCAGGCCCGUCGUUGGUCGUGCCGUUCCUCGGCAGCAUCGUGCCCAUGAUACGAGACCCGGCCGGGUUCUGGGACACGCAGGCGGCCCGGGCAAAGAAGUCCGGUGCCGGGCUGGCGGCUGAAUUCGUGGUCGGCCGGUUCAUCGUCUUCAUCCGCGACUCGGAGCUAUCCCACCGCGUGUUCGCCAACGUCCGCCCCGACGCCUUCCAGUUCGUUGGCCACCCUUUCGGCAAGGACCUCUUCGGCAUCUUCUACCUGUUCGGCGACGAGCACAAGGACCUGCGCCGCAGGAUGGCGCCCAACUUCACGCCGCGCACUCUCUCCACCUACGCCGCCGUCCAGCAGCGCAUCAUCCUCGCCCACAUCCGGAGGUUGCUAGACCGGAACCGGAGAUCAGUCGCGGCGCCGAUACAGGUGACCUGCCGCAACAUAAACCUCGAGACCUCGCAGACGGUCUUCGUAGGGCCGUACCUCACCGAGGAGGCGAGGGAGAGAUUCGACAAGGACUACGCCCUCUUCAACGCGGGUCUCCUGGCAAUGCCCGUGGACCUGCCCGGGUUCGCCUUCAGACGCGCGAAGCUGGCCGUGGCGCCGCUGGUGCGCACGCUCGGGGAGUGCGUGCGCCAGAGCAAGGCACGGAUGCGCGCCGGCGGCGAGCCGGAGUGCCUCGCUGACUACUGGAUGCAGGCCCUGGUGAAAGAGAUCGACGCGGCCGCGACGCCUCCCGUGCACACCGAUGACGUGGAGCUUGGGGGGUUUCUGUUCGACUUCCUCUUCGCCGCCCAGGACGCGUCCACCUCUUCGCUCUGCUGGGCUGUCGCCGCCCUGGCGUCCCACCCAGACGUCCUCGCCCGCGUGCGCGCCGAGGUGUCCGCCGUCUGGUCGCCCGAGUCCGGGGAGCCCAUCACCGGCGAGAAGAUCCAGCAAAUGAAGUACACCCAUGCGGUCGCGCGCGAGGUGGUCCGCUGCCGUCCUCCGGCGGCGCUGGUGCCGCACAUUGCCGCGGAGCCGUUCCAGCUGACGGAGUGGUACACGGUGCCGAAGGGCGCCAUCGUGUUCCCGUCGGUGUACGAGUCGUCGUUCCAGGGGUUCGCCGCGGCGGACGAGUUCGACCCGGAUCGCUUCUUCUCGGAGGAGCGCAGGGAGGACGUGGUGUGCAAGCGCAACUUCCUGGCCUUCGGCGCUGGCGCGCACCAGUGCAUGGGGCAGCGGUACGCCCUCAACCACCUCGCGCUUUUCAUGGCGCUCUUCGUGUCCGUCGUCGACUUCAAGCGGGACUGGACGGAGGGAUGCGACGAGCUGGUGUACGCGCCGGCCAUCAUGCCUAGGGAUGGCUGCGCCGUCUACCUCCAGCAGUGUUGCUCUUCGUUCUGA